This is a messenger RNA of Fusarium verticillioides 7600, 1515 nucleotides long. RefSeq lists its product as hypothetical. The coding region runs from base 1 to 1515 and encodes 504 amino acids. The transcript is spliced from 4 exons. Gene Ontology annotation, cellular component: membrane. NCBI's taxonomy places the organism in Eukaryota, Fungi, Ascomycota, Sordariomycetes, Hypocreales, Nectriaceae. The record is from RefSeq and is a predicted model, not a curated record. Gene Ontology annotation, molecular function: FAD binding; D-arabinono-1,4-lactone oxidase activity.
AUGGCAGUUCUUCGAUGCUUGGCUGCAUUGACUUUGGCCGUUGGGGCUAACGCUCUCACGUACAACACCUUCGACGGUCCCGGCUUCCCAGCCUGUAAUAACGUUUCAACCGUUCAUGACGCCACUAGUGUCAAGGACAUCCAAAACACCGUUCAAAAUGCCAUCAAAGCAGGCCAGCGAGUUCGCGCGUCUGGAAAAGCACACAUGUGGUACGACACAAUGUGUUCCGACGAUCCCAACACCGUCAUCAUUCGUACAGAGAAUGUCAACAAGAUCUACGAUCUAGACCUCGACGCAGGUACUGUGAUGAUCGAAGCUGGUGUGACAUUCCUGCAGCUCGCAGAUUAUCUGCACCAGCGCGGUGCAUCUGCGGGAUAUACCCUUGUCAAUUGGAACAUCACUCUUGCCGGCUGUGUAGCCAUGGGUGCGCAUAGGUCUUCUAUUCGUGAAGAUUCUAUGGUUGCGGCUGGUGUUUUGGCCCUGGAUAUCAUCGAUGGUAAUGGAGAGUUGAGACACUUGGAGCGUGAUGAUAGUGAUGAGUGGCUUGCUGCCUCGACAUCUCUUGGUCUCCUCGGUGUUAUUGUGAGAAUGAAGUUCAAGAUCUAUCCCGAUUUCAAGGUCUACGCUGAUCAGAAGACUCUCGAUGAGGCUGAUGUUCUUGACGGGGAUAUCUACGGUAUGAUUUCGCCGUAUGCCACAGCUAAUCUUUGGUGGUGGCCUCACAAGAAGAAAUUCCACUGGCGGUACUAUGACGUCAUUCCCACCAAUCAAAGCGACCAAGAAGGUUUCCAGAAUACAUUCUCAAUCACCAAACUCGAAGCCGGCGCCAUCACAGCACUAUGGAACACCGGAAAAGGCGUCGCUCUCUCCAAUCUCCUCGCAGAAGAGAUCCUCUUCGGACAAUGGGAAAACCCCAACUUUCGCGAAAAGACGACCAACGAACCCAUCACCAAGUGGCCCGUCUACGGAUGGAACUACGACGUUCUCAUCGGUGGUUUGUAUCCUGACCAAAAGCCAGUUUGGGAAUAUGGUAUCCACGGUUAUACUCUGGAACUUGCGUUCCCCGUGACUCAAGCGAAUGCAAUGCUCAAACGUGUUCGUCAGCUUUUUGACAACGAGGCUAAGAAACUUAAGUUUAUGGCAUCGACUUAUAGAAGCGGCAUCAACAUCAAGUUCGGCAGACCGUAUUUCGAUCUUCUUGGUCAGGUGACCUACGGUACCUCCGAUGGUGCCAACUGGGAUAAAGGUGCUAUCAUGUUGGAUUUUCCAUCUUACAAACCAAGCAUCGGCGAUGGACUGCGAUACAACGAGCCAUUUUAUCACAAGCUCGCGGAAACACUCAUUGAUGAAUUCCCGUGUCGCCCGCAUUGGACCAAGAAUACAAGAGAGGUAUUUGAGCGCUCUGCUAAGAAUCUCGACCCUGAUCAUAUUGCUCGUUUCAAGGCAGUUCGAGAGAAGUUUGACCCAGAUGGUAUCUUUCGCAGUGUUGUUGGUGAGGCGAUUGGCGUAUAUUGA